Molecule: messenger RNA, 2901 nt
Organism: Brienomyrus brachyistius
Lineage: Eukaryota; Metazoa; Chordata; Actinopteri; Osteoglossiformes; Mormyridae
Gene: slc9a8
Product: solute carrier family 9 member 8
Exons: 16
Coding region: 273-2261 (662 amino acids)
Biological process (GO): regulation of pH; sodium ion transport; proton transmembrane transport
Cellular component (GO): membrane; Golgi apparatus
Molecular function (GO): sodium:proton antiporter activity
Source: RefSeq, a predicted model, not a curated record
AAAACAUUAAACAGCGUUUGACAUUUCUUUGAGCAGCGACAGUGACUGCAUUUCAUUAGAUUUUUUAAAAAUUGUCGUUCUCUUGCACGAUUUAUUCAAUAAUUUUUAAGACUUUCACAGUAUAUGUAUAAAUAAUCUAGUUCCUGAGACUCAGCAGUUACUACAAUUCCCUUCAAGAGAAGGGUCUUGAUCCAGGAAAUGGGGCAUCGGCUGAUGACACGACGGGACGAGAAAUGGAGUCGCAUUUGCAAAGCAUAUUUUAAAUAAUACAAAUGUGCAGUUUUGGAAAAAUGGGAAUCGGCAGCCGCGAGUCAGUUACGGGCGUGUUCCUCUUGCUGGCAGCGUGUGCGUGUGCGGCGAAUCGGCUCCGGAGCUACGAUAUCUCGUUACAGACUGGAGAUGACACCCAGGCCAAGACGGCUUGGGAAGGUGUUGGCAGCAACGCUGGCGAUGAGCAGUCUCAGGCAAAGGACCGAAGUCUGACCUCCGUCCAGCGUACGGUGCUCGGUCAGGCGGUCGGUCCGAUCGGCCGGCUGAACGCCACGGAGUUCGCCGGAAAUGACACGCGUCACGACGCUUCCGCCGCUGUUACCAAAGCAACGACGCUGGCUCCAGCUCCCACCCCAAAGCCCAUCCUGCCGGUGCACACGGGGGUGAAAGCGCAGGAGGAGGAGCAGUCCAGCGGGAUGACUAUAUUCUUCAGCCUUCUCGUCAUUGGUAUUUGCAUCAUAUUGGUGCACCUGCUAAUUAAGUUCAAGUUGCAUUUCCUGCCGGAGAGUGUUGCAGUGGUCUCACUGGGCAUUCUCAUGGGGGGCAUCAUCAAGAUCAUAGAGUUCCAGGAGCUUGCCAACUGGAAGGAAGAGGAAAUGUUUCGUCCCAACAUGUUUUUUCUCCUCCUGCUGCCGCCCAUAAUCUUUGAGUCAGGGUACUCUUUACAUAAGGGAAACUUUUUCCAGAACAUUGGUUCCAUCACCUUGUUUGCCGUGAUUGGAACAGCCAUCUCAGCCUUCAUAGUGGGAGGAGGCAUCUACUUUCUGGGCCAGGCAGAUGUCAUUUACAAGAUGACAAUGACUGACAGCUUUGCCUUUGGUUCCCUCAUCUCGGCCGUGGAUCCCGUAGCCACCAUCGCCAUCUUCAACGCCCUCAACGUCGACCCCGUGCUCAACAUGCUGGUGUUCGGGGAGAGCAUCCUGAACGACGCCGUCUCCAUCGUGCUCACCAACACCGCAGAGGGAUUCGCUCAAUCCGAGAAUUCCACGGUGACCGGCUGGGAGACCUUCCUGCAGGCCCUCGGGUACUUCCUGAAGAUGUUCUUUGGCUCUGCCGCCUUGGGCACGCUCACAGGCCUCAUCUCUGCCAUCAGCCUCAAACACUUUGACCUGAGGAAGACGCCCUCGCUGGAGUUCGGGAUGAUGAUCAUCUUCGCCUACCUCCCGUACGGCCUGGCAGAGGGCAUCAAACUCUCCGGUAUCAUGGCGAUACUGUUCUCAGGGAUCGUGAUGUCACACUACACUCACCACAACCUGUCCCCGGUCACCCAGGUCCUGAUGCAGCAGACCUUGCGCACCGUGGCCUUCAUGUGUGAAACCUGCGUCUUCGCCUUCCUGGGACUGUCAAUUUUCAGCUUCCCCCACAAAUUCGAACUGUCCUUCGUCAUCUGGUGCAUCGUCCUGGUGCUCCUGGGCCGGGCCGUGAACAUAUUCCCUCUCUCGUUCCUGCUCAACUUCUUCCGCGACCACAAGAUCACGCCUAAAAUGAUGUUCAUCAUGUGGUUUAGUGGUCUCCGGGGUGCCAUCCCCUAUGCUCUGAGCCUCCACCUGGGCCUGGAGCCCAUCGAGAAGCGUCAGCUGAUUGGCACCACGACCAUCGUCAUCGUGCUAUUCACCAUCCUGCUGCUGGGGGGCAGCACCAUGCCACUCAUCCGCCUCAUGGACAUCGAGGAGAGCCAAUCUCGCCGCAAGAGCAAGAAGGACGUGAAUCUCAGCAAGACGGAGAAGAUGGGUCACGCCAUUGAGUCGGAGCACCUCUCCGAGCUGACCGAGGAAGAGUACGAGGCUCACAUCUAUCAACGGCAAGACCUGAAGGGCUUCAUGUGGCUCGACGCUAAAUACCUCAACCCUUUUUUCACCAGACGUCUUACCCAGGAGGACCUGCUUCACGGCCGCAUCCAGAUGAAGACGCUGACCAAUAAAUGGUACGCGGAGGUGCGACAGGGUCCGUCAGGCUCGGAGGACGAGGAUGAUGAAGCUGAGCUGCUGUGAGAAGGGGGUCCUGGGAGCCCGUGACCCCCAUCUGCCCACGGACUUCUAGUGAAAUGCUCCAGUGAAACUCAACAGCGCGACGUUCCGUAGGAAUUCAGCAUUGGAACACUCCAAUGGAAUUCAACAAUGGAAUUCAGUAGUGGAACGUUCCAAUGAAACUCAGUAAUGGAACGCUGCGGUGAUUGCAGAGAUGGAAAGUUACCUUGUCAUUACACGGCAUACUAUCUUAUCGGCUUAACACUGGAAUUUUCUGAAGAGGGAAUGUUGUAUAAAAUGAAGGGAACAUUUUCGAACAGGAAACCUUUCCUGAAAAGCAAUAUCUAAGCACUUUGUGUUAUAUAUUUUUUUCUAUGUAUUUUGUUUGACUGAAGAUUAACUGAAGCCGUCACCAUCAUAAAUGGUGCCAAUGAAUGUUCGUGUGAUGGCCAUCAAAUCAUAUAAAACAUAUAUUUAUUUUGUAUUUAUUGUUGGGGUCGGGGAGAGAUUUUUAUAGUGGUGUCCAUUCACAAGCUGUUUGAAAGCAGUAAGAUGAAUGAGUGGAAAUCAAUCCAGUGGCUGGUUUGUUGGGAAACCAAUAUUAAUGUACUAGAUUUUUCUUACACCGAUUAUGAAUUAAAUGGAAACAUUUCAUGCAACGAGA